AUGAUUCGUGAGGGGAAAAGAGUUGAAGAAACAAACAAAGAGCCCGUAAACAUCGAACUAAUCCUCAAGAUCUUUCAAGGAGUCGCAAUCGAUGAACGAAAUUUUACGCAGCCUUACAAAGGUUUUGAGUACUGCAGAGUCAUGGCAUGGACAAACGCAGAGAACGAAAGAGGAACACCAGUGGUGAAGUCUUACAAUGGCUGUCCUCGUUUCAAUCGAACACUUGUGAUUGCUUUAGAUCAUCCUGAGGAUCAAUAUCUUUACAUUGAAUUAACUAGAGGGGUUUCGUGGAAUGAUCCCAGACCAUCGAACGGUACUACGGUGAUGGGUCGUGCCAAGAUUAAAUUGCCUCCUCGGUCAAGCUGUAGGGAGUUCACUUCUAGGGUCGACCUCGUCGGUUUGAAUAGUGAUCGCUGUGUAGUUUCUAAGGGUUUCCUAGAUUUGUCUAUGAAACUUCAUAGGUAUCGUCUAAAAUGA
Molecule: messenger RNA, 477 nt
Organism: Microthlaspi erraticum
Lineage: Eukaryota; Viridiplantae; Streptophyta; Magnoliopsida; Brassicales; Brassicaceae
Source: the annotation of a GenBank genome assembly